Molecule: messenger RNA, 1182 nt
Organism: Plasmodium gaboni
Lineage: Eukaryota; Apicomplexa; Aconoidasida; Haemosporida; Plasmodiidae
Exons: 1
Coding region: 1-1182 (393 amino acids)
Source: RefSeq, a predicted model, not a curated record
AUGAAAAAUUACGAUGAUCAUUUAAAAUAUAUGGUUAAUUUUUUACAAAAUGAAGAAGAAUCAGAUAAUGAGGAAGAAAAAAGAAUAGGGGAAAAAAAUGGGAAAACAAAUAAAAUGAUAGAUAACGAACAUAUAAAAGAUACAAAGAGAAAAGGUUUUAUAAAAUAUCCAUAUUAUCUACAUAAUAAAAAAGAAAGAGCAUAUACAUUAGGUGCUAUCAAUGGCAUAGGUGAUAUUGAUAUAUUAAAAGCUCCUUUAAUGAAUCCAAUGAAGACAGAAGUUGUCCCUCCUAUAUUGCAAUUACCUGCUUCAACGAAUUUAAUAAAAAAUGUUCAUUUGAAAGUUGAAGGUAAUAUAAAUUUGGAUAAAUCAUAUAAGUAUAGGAAACAAAACAGUAAUAAGGAUAUCUUAAAUAAUAUUAAGCCUUUAUAUUCAUUACCUGAAAAGGUUAUGUCAUAUUGUAUGAACGAAAAUGUAAAUGCAGAUUAUAAGAAGAAGAAGAAGAACAAUAAUAAUAAUAACAAUAAUAAUAAUAAUAAUAAUGACAAUAUUAAUGAUAAUAAUUAUUAUAAGGAUGAUUGUCAUAAAAGGGUAAAUGAAGAAUUAAUCAAAAAUAACAAGGAACAUAACUCAAAUGAAAAAAAUAAUAUAAAUACAAAUGAUAAAAUGAAUUUAGAAUAUAUGGAUAUAUCUGAUAAUACAUUUAUAUCUAAAAAUAAUAUUCAGUUAUUACCAAACGAAAAUGAGGUCGAAAUAUUAUUAAAAAAGAACUUACCAUCGAACGAAGAAAUAAUUAAUAUUUUAAAUGAAAAAAAAGAAAAUGAUAAAUUUGAUGAACUCAACAAAAUAUGUAUUAAACAAAAUAUAUAUACAAAGGAAUGUAAUAAUAAUAAUAAUAUGACUAUCUAUAAAAAUGCGGAGAAAAUAAAUCCAUAUGAAACAAAAUUAAUUGAACGAAAACAAGAGGAAACUAAUGAAAAUGAUAUAUUUUGUAAGAAUCGUAAUCUUAUAAGAAAAAAUAUUUGUACAGAUAAUACAAAUAUGCUAAAAAAAAACAAUCCACAAGAAAUAAAAGACAUAAACAAAAUUAAUGAACAACUUAAAAUAUUCGAGCAAAAUCAAAUAAUGUCCCCAACUUUAAAAAAUGCACUUAAAAUAUUGUCGAAUGAUAUUUAUGUAUAG